Bicyclus anynana (squinting bush brown) is the source of this 2125-nucleotide messenger RNA. It is a transcript of the gene FMRFaR, whose product is annotated as FMRFamide receptor. Gene Ontology annotation, cellular component: membrane. Gene Ontology annotation, molecular function: G protein-coupled receptor activity. The transcript has 3 exons. NCBI's taxonomy places the organism in Eukaryota, Metazoa, Arthropoda, Insecta, Lepidoptera, Nymphalidae. The record is from RefSeq and is a predicted model, not a curated record. Gene Ontology annotation, biological process: G protein-coupled receptor signaling pathway. Bases 454 to 1701 code for a protein of 415 amino acids.
CGCCGGCGCCAGUAGAGCGCGCGGGCCCACGCCGCGCUGUCGCACCGCCGCACUCCGUCCGCGCCGCCCGUUCUCCGCGACCACUAACUUUUGCCGCUCGCCGCUGCGGCCGACUCACUGAUACCGGAGCUCAAUAUAUUUUUAUUCUGUUCUAAAACUAAUAAUUAAAUAAUUGAGUUAUUUAAACAGUCGAAUAGUGUUAUUGUCGAAUGGUGGUGGAGUGCGCUGUGCGCGUAACGCGUAUUUUUAUUUUGAAAACGCUCAUAACGAUGUGCCAGUGAAUUGAUGAUUAAUUAAUUAUUUAAUGAAGAGGAUUCGUAUUGUCAUUGAGUGUUUCGAUUGCCGAAUACACCUCCCGCCGUCCGCACGUCUCGCCCCGCCCGCCCGCCCAUGCCUGCGCGGCGAGGGAACACAACCUGAAAUGCGCGGCGGCUAGCAUGCGGCGCGCGCGCCAUGAACGCGUCGCUGGAGUGCGACACGGACGCGGGCGUGUCGGAGUCCGACAAGCUGUUCCGCUUCGUGGUGCACGGCGUGCUGCUGAACGGCAUCGGCGCGGCGGGGCUGCUGGGCAACGCGCUGGCGGUGCUGGUGCUGUCGCGGCCGCAGAUGCGCUCGUCCAUCAACUGCCUGCUGGUGGGGCUGGCGGCGUGCGACACGGCGCUCAUCCUCACGUCCGUGCUGCUGUUCGGGCUGUCGGCCGUGUACCCGUACGGCGGCGCGUUGCGCUACUACUACUACCACGUGUGCCCGCGCCUCACGCCACUGGCCUACCCGCUGGCCAACGUGGCGCAGACCAUGUCGGUGUACCUCACGCUGGUGGUGACGCUGGAGCGCUGGGUGGCCGUGUGCCGGCCGUUCCGCGCCAAGGCGCUGUGCACGUCGGCGCGCGCGCGCUGGUACGUGCUGGCCACGGCCGCCUUCGCCUUCGCCUACAACGCGCCCAAGUUCUUCGAGGCCGAGGUGGUGGCCGUGGGCGACCCCGCGGGCGAGCACGUGUACUGCGUGCGCGCCGCCGCCGCCUUCCGCACGGAGCGCUACGUGGCCGUGUACAUCCACUGGAUGUACCUCGUGGUCAUGUACGCGCUGCCCUUCUCCGCGCUGGCGGCGCUCAACGCGGCCAUCGUGCGCCAGGUGCGGCGCGCGCAGGCCGAGCGCGCGCGCCUGUCGCGCGUGCAGCGCCGCGAGCUGGGCCUGGCCACCAUGCUGCUGGUGGUGGUGCUGGUGUUCUUCCUGUGCAACCUGCUGCCGCUCGUCACCAACGCCUUCGAGGUGUUCCUCGGCGACCAGUUCGACAACCUCGACCCGCUGGUGAAGACGAGCAACCUGCUCGUCACCAUCAACAGCAGCGUCAACUUCGUCAUCUACGUCAUCUUCGGCGAGAAGUUCAAGCGCGUGUUCCUCAAGAUGUUCUGCGCGGGGCGAGCGCGCGCGCGCGCCGGCCGCGAGUCGCCCGAGCACACGCGCGACGACUCGUUCGCGUCGUGCGGCGAGCGCGUGUCGCUGCGGCUGGCGCGCAACGGCACGCUGCGGCGCUCGGACGCGCGCGGCGCGCGAGUGGCGCGGCCGCGGCGCGCGUCGCCCGCGCCCACCGUGUACUACCCCGCGCCCGCGCCCUCCACCGACGUGUCGCUGGCGUCGUCGGACGCCGCGCCGCCCGCGCCGCCGCCCGCGCGCAACGGCAACUCGCGCCUGCACUUCUGACGACGCGACUCGUAGGCCGCGCCACGAGCGCGCUGGUGAACUGACCGUCUCGGCUAACUAAAUAAAGACAUUAACCUUUCCUCGGGCGACGUAAACGCGUACCUCAUGUAAAUGUUUUAGCGAUAGUUACGUUAAAUUUAAGCUUACGGAUCCACACAUUUUUCCAAUUAGUAAAUUAAGAUAUUUUCUCUCGCUUAGGUAUUCCUAACGAUCGGGGUCGGCUCACGUCUUCUCCUCUGUUGUACAUAGAAUAUUAUUGUGUAAAUAGUACCUAGGCUAGGUAAAUACUACGGUCGCUCUCCCGGCCGCGCGUCGCUCGUCGCUCGUGGACGUUCCGCCGACUGUUCGGCGCGACGCGCGCCGUGCUCGUAGCUCUCUAGUUUAGUUAAAUAAAACCGUUUAAAUGUGUCCCAUCGCUCGCAAA